AUGCCUCCCACGCAAAGCGAUACAGUACAUUCUGACGAAGUUCAGCAGCGACCUGGCUUCGAUAUUGAUGCGCCCAUGACGCCCCGUCAACAAGCCAUGUAAGCCACCUCGAAAUUUGACGACGACUAAUAUGCUGACUGUCUUUAGCUACGAGCGUAACGCAACCUCCUCUGCUCUCAUCCGCUUACCCAUCGAGCUGCGAUUGAAAAUCUGGAAGCUCGCGAUCGGAGAAAAUACCAUCCACGUGAUACAGCCAGAAUUUACUGACGAACGGGGGUCAUUAAUCUGCCGAUCGCCAGUAACCGCAAGCCAUGCCUACCAGCGCUUCCGAUGUCCAGCGUACGAGAAAUCCACGGAAUGGCGCUCCGAAGCAGACAUGCGAUGCUGGGGGAACCGGCACCAGGCCUGCUCUGAAUUGAAUUCACGUGCAGAGUAUUUAGAUAUGCGCAUACUCACUUUGUGUCGUCUAACAUACAUCGAGAUCAUGGAAACCAUUUGGCGAACUAAUACCUGGUCCUUUACCUCGCCGAACCUAUUCUGCUAUUGGCUAAGAAAGAGGACGACUGCACAGUUGAGUUAUACAAGCCGUAUUCACAUGGAAGACUACUGCUUGUGCGACUACGUCUUCUCUUUGUUAGCUGAGCGAAAGAAGGAACCAUUGGAGCGCUUGCAGAUAUAUAUCAGCCCAGAUGUCGGGGUUUUUUCGGGAAUCCGCCAGGAUUAUCUUGACCGGAGUAGUUUUCUUUAUCUUGUCCUGCGUAUGGAUGCCAGUUCUGACGUUGACUAGUCGCUGGAAUUACCGAAUGUCCCCCUACGAGGGAAGUUGAGGUCAUUUUCUAUGACUCGACGAUUGACCAUGCCGACGUCGAGAACGAGUCAAUUUCACAAAUGAAGUUGUGGGAAAGAAGUGUGGCGGUUGCGGAGGAAGUUCGCGUUAGUCUGAUGGAGAAAAUGAGGAAAUGCUAGAGAAAUAUCUCUUAGGUUUUGAGACUGCGUACUGGCGAGAACACAUCUACAGUAUGAGCGGACCCCAGCUUCCCUUGGUCAUGGCUAUGGACAUUUCGCGUCUACAGUCGCUUCUGAACAAAACGACCGUCAAUCUGACCUGGCGAAACAAGUCUCAUCGAUAUUCUCAACACCCCUGCCCAUUGGCCUCACCAAAAAUAAUUCAUACCACAAAUUGAUCUUUGCUGGUUCAACUGAACAAUAUCUCGCCCGUUUCCUCCUCUGUUUUUCCCGCGUUUGUUUUACUGUCUCGACUUAACAAAUGACUCCAGGUUAGCAUCCCGACAUGCGAAUGACAUCAGGCUCUCGAGGUGUGUCUGGACUGGACACUGGCACCACCACGAUCUAUUGCACAGGAUGCAAGUAUCAUUAUGAGCAAUAAAAAAGCCUGCAUUCGACACGGACAAUACACGACUGGGGAGUAG
This is a messenger RNA of Hymenoscyphus albidus, 1430 nucleotides long. The record is from the annotation of a GenBank genome assembly. Lineage: Eukaryota; Fungi; Ascomycota; Leotiomycetes; Helotiales; Helotiaceae.